This is a messenger RNA of Colletotrichum karsti, 615 nucleotides long. Its product is annotated as exosome complex subunit Rrp46. Gene Ontology annotation, biological process: rRNA catabolic process; U4 snRNA 3'-end processing; nuclear mRNA surveillance. Gene Ontology annotation, cellular component: nucleolus; nuclear exosome (RNase complex); cytoplasmic exosome (RNase complex). NCBI's taxonomy places the organism in Eukaryota, Fungi, Ascomycota, Sordariomycetes, Glomerellales, Glomerellaceae. The record is from RefSeq and is a predicted model, not a curated record. The transcript is spliced from 3 exons. The coding region runs from base 1 to 615 and encodes 204 amino acids.
AUGGAGGCGCAAAGACGAGAUGAGAACCCUUUUGAAUCUCUCAUCGACGUUGUCAUACGACCUGCGGCAGGGGUCGGAAGCACCGGUGAACGUCAGCUCGAGGCCAUUCUGCAGUCUGCUCUACGCCAGCUCAUUCCCGUCAAGAAUUUCCCUCGCUGCCUCAUUCAGGUCACGCUCCAGGUGACGGAAAUGCCCAAGAACGACUAUGUGAACAGCAAGAUCGUCCAGUCUCAGUCUAACCUCACGCUCCUCCCGGCGUUGCUCCACAGCGCCAUCUUGGGCCUGCUGUCGGCCGCCGUGCCCAUGAAGGCCAUCGCCACUUCUACUACUUUGGCUGUCCGGAAUGGCAAUAUCGUAGUCGACCCGUUGCCAUCAGAGGCGGACCAGGCAACUUCACUUCACGUGUUGAGUUUCACGUCUCAGGACGAUCUUCUGCUAGCAGAAAGUCAAGGGGUCUUCACCAUGGGCGAGUGGGAUGAUGUAGUGAGCACAGGCCAGCGGGUGUGUGGGCAGCAUCGUCAAGCGGACGUGGACACGACGAUGAAUGAGGGCGACCAAAACUCGACAGAUAUGCGGCACUUCAUCCGGACCGUGAUGGAUUCGAGAGUGGCGUGA